Molecule: messenger RNA, 662 nt
Organism: Rhodofomes roseus
Lineage: Eukaryota; Fungi; Basidiomycota; Agaricomycetes; Polyporales; Fomitopsidaceae
Product: mitochondrial 30S ribosomal protein S12
Exons: 3
Coding region: 52-558 (168 amino acids)
Biological process (GO): translation
Cellular component (GO): ribosome; small ribosomal subunit
Molecular function (GO): structural constituent of ribosome
Source: RefSeq, a predicted model, not a curated record
GCGAUCUUCACCGCUCAUUCCAGCGCGGAGGCAGCACCGAGAGCCAGCAGCAUGCUCUCCCUCCUGCGCACCGCCGCCUCGCUCGCCCGACCACAAUGGGCCGCGCCCUCCUCCUCUCUCCUCCGCGCCGGCCUGCGCCCUGACGCCUCCCUCCUCCGCACCUUCCACGCCUCCGCGCCCUCGCAGAGGACGCUCAACCAGUCGAUGCGCUCGAAGCCGCCGCAGCGCAAGCCCCGUCCAACGGCGCCGCUCCUCGAGAACAACCCGCAGCGGAAGGGCGUCGUCAGCGGGAUGAUGAUCAUGAAGCCGAAGAAGCCAAACUCCGCGAAGCGCAAGGUCGCCCGCGUGAAGCUCUCGAACGGAAACGUCGUCCAUGCAUACCUCAUGGGAGAGGGCGCGUUGCUCCAGGAUCACUCCGUCGUCCUUGUUAGGGGUGGUCGAGCACAGGAUUUGCCCGGUGUGCGGUAUAAGGUUGUCCGAGGAGCGCAUGACUUCGGACCUGUAGUCAAUAGGAGGACCGCGAGGAGCAAAUACGGAGUCAAGAAACCAAAGAAAUAGACUUAGACAUAGUUCUUCGUGUCAUCCGCGGCCGGACUCAUCGCAUGUACCGUACCCGUUCUUGCUGUCGCUCUCCUAUCAUACACUCAGCUACAUCCAUCCAC